Anopheles marshallii is the source of this 3123-nucleotide messenger RNA. RefSeq names its product 26S proteasome non-ATPase regulatory subunit 1 (gene Rpn2). Gene Ontology annotation, molecular function: enzyme regulator activity. Bases 1 to 3123 code for a protein of 1040 amino acids. NCBI's taxonomy places the organism in Eukaryota, Metazoa, Arthropoda, Insecta, Diptera, Culicidae. Gene Ontology annotation, biological process: proteasome-mediated ubiquitin-dependent protein catabolic process; regulation of protein catabolic process. The transcript has a single exon. Gene Ontology annotation, cellular component: proteasome storage granule; nucleus; proteasome regulatory particle, base subcomplex. The record is from RefSeq and is a predicted model, not a curated record.
AUGGUGAACAUCACCUCGGCCGCCGGCAUCAUUUGCCUGUUGGAUGAACCGGUCGCGGAGCUAAAGGUAUUUGCGUUGAACAAGCUGAACAUGAUCGUAGGUGAAUUCUGGCCAGAAAUCUCGGAAGCGGCCGAGAAGAUUGAAAUGCUGCAUGAGGACAAAAGCUUCUCUCAUCACGAGCUAGCGGCACUGGUGGCCUCGAAGGUCUAUUACCAUUUGGGUUCGUUCGAGGAUUCUCUAACCUACGCGCUGGGAGCUGGCGAUUUGUUCGAUGUGAAUGCACGCAACGAGUACGUGGACACGAUUAUUGCUAAAUGUAUCGAUCAUUACACCCAACUGCGGGUAUCACUGGUCGAGGCAGAAGAGAACAAUCUGGUCGCGAAGCCGAUAGAUGCCCGUCUUGAAGCGAUCGUAAACCGAAUGAUUCAACGCUGUCUCGAAGAUGGCCAGUAUAAGCAGGCACUUGGUAUCGCGCUUGAAACCCGCCGUAUGGACAUCGUGGAAGCAUCGAUCAUGAAAGCGGAUGACGUACCCGGAAUGCUGGCGUACGCGUUCCAGGUGACGAUGGGUUUCAUCCAGAACCGUGCCUUCCGCAAUACGGUUCUCCGCUGCUUGGUCGAACUUUAUCGCAAUGCAGGUGUACCGGAUUACGUGAAUAUGUGCCAGUGUUUAAUAUUCCUCGAAGAUCCGCUGGCGGUGGCGGAGGUUCUGGAUGGGUUAACGAAAGAGAGCGAAUCGUCGGUGCUGAUGGCGUACCAGAUUGCCUUCGAUCUGUAUGAAUCCGCCACACAGCAGUAUCUUGGGCAGGUGUUACAGGCACUGAAAGCAACCGCACCGAUACCAUCUGCUUUGAUUUCUAACUUCAAACCCCAAGGAACCACAACUACCGAUGCGACAUCGGAAGCCGCCGAACCGAAAACCGAACGUACGCUAGAAAGUCUUAACGAGGCGGAAAAAACUCAUCAGAAGAACAUCGAAAAGCUGGCCAGCAUAUUGUCGGGAGAGGUUACGAUUGAAUUACAGCUGCAGUUCCUCAUCCGCAGCAACCAUGCCGAUCUGCAAAUCUUGCGAGCGUCGAAAGAAUCGGUUCGGUUAUCGAUCUGCCAUACGGCCACCGUCAUCGCAAACACGUUUAUGCACAGCGGUACUACCAGCGAUCAGUUCCUACGCGACAAUCUCGAAUGGCUAGCAAGGGCAACGAAUUGGGCAAAGCUUACUGCAACUGCAUCGCUCGGUGUAAUUCAUCGGGGACACGAAACGGAUUCGCUAGCACUAAUGCAAAGCUAUCUGCCGAAGGAGAGUGGUCCUAGCUCGGGCUAUUCAGAAGGUGGCGGUCUGUAUGCUCUUGGUCUGAUACAUGCAAACCACGGUGCAAACAUCAUUGACUAUCUGCUGCAGCAGCUAAAGGACGCUCAGAAUGAAAACGUGCGCCACGGUGGGUGCCUCGGACUUGGUUUAGCAGCGAUGGGAACGCACCGGCAGGAUGUGUACGAGCAGCUAAAGUUCAACCUGUACCAAGACGAUGCGGUCACCGGAGAAGCGGCGGGUAUUGCAAUGGGAAUGCUUAUGCUCGGUUCUAAACAUGCACAAGCGAUCGAAGAUAUGGUUUCCUACGCGCAGGAAACUCAGCACGAAAAGAUUCUACGUGGACUAGCCGUUGGUAUUUCGCUCACGAUGUACGCCCGACUGGAGGAAGCAGAUGCAUUGGUGGCAUCUUUAUCGAACGACAAGGAUCCGGUGUUGCGUCGCAGCGGUAUGUACACGAUCGCGAUGGCGUACUGUGGAACGGGCAACAAUCAGGCUAUCCGUAAACUGCUUCACGUAGCAGUCAGCGAUGUGAAUGAUGAUGUACGUCGCGCUGCAGUUACCGCCAUCGGCUUUAUUCUGUUCCGUUCCCCGGAGCAGUGUCCGUCGGUCGUUUCACUGUUGGCAGAAUCGUACAAUCCACAUGUGCGCUAUGGUGCCGCCAUGGCGUUGGGAAUAGCUUGCGCUGGAACUGGUUCCCGUGAAGCAAUCGCUUUGCUCGAACCGAUGGCAAAGUUUGAUCCGGUGAAUUUCGUUCGCCAGGGUGCGUUGAUUGCAUCGGCCAUGAUCCUGAUUCAACACACCGACCAAACGUGCCCGAAAGUAACGUUCUUCCGGCAGCUGUACACGCAGGUCAUCACCAACAAGCAUGAGGACGUGAUGGCAAAGUUUGGAGCUAUCUUAGCGCAAGGUAUCAUCGACGCAGGUGGCCGCAACGUUACAGUUAGUUUGCAAUCCCGUACCGGCCACACUAAUCUGCAGGCGGUCGUCGGUAUGUUGCUGUUCACGCAGUACUGGUACUGGUUCCCGCUGUCCCAUUGUUUGUCGUUGGCUUUCACCCCUACCUGUAUCAUCGCGUUGAACUCUGAUCUGAAGAUGCCGAAGAUCGAUUUCAAAUCUGCUGCUCGCCCCUCGCUGUACGCGUAUCCCGCACCGCUGGAGGAGAAAAAGCGCGAAGAACGGGAAAAGGUCACUACAGCCGUGCUUUCCAUUGCGGCUCGUGCGAAGCGUCGCGAAGGGGACAAAAAGAAGGAAGCGAAGGAUGGUGGUAGCUCAACUGCGAAGGACGGUACGGUGUCGGGAGAGACUAAGAUGGAAGUAGAUGAUGAUGCAGCUGCUGGCAAAGAUGAUACAGCUAAGCCAAAAGAGGAAUCUAAAUCAUCCACGGCAGCGUCCACAACACCGGUGAAGGACGAAUCGAAGAAGAAGGAUAAAUCCGGUAGCUCUGGAGUGGGUUCACCAGCGGCGGCUCCUUCUGCUACAGGGGAUGACGCCACUGCUUCAAGUUCAGCGAGUGCGGAGAAGACAGCGGCGGACAAGACGGCCAGCAAAACGCCCAAGGAACCGGAGCCUAGCUUUGAGAUUUUAGCCAACCCGGCCCGUGUUAUGCGCCAACAGUUGAAGGUCAUCAGCAUUGCCGACGGAACGGUCUACACCCCACUGAAGGAUGUCACCAUCGGGGGCAUUAUCAUGAUGAACCAUACAGCCGCUGGGGAACAAGUUUUGGUCGAACCUGUUGCUGCCUGCGGCCCAAAGAACGAUGAUCUAAAGGAACCGGAAGCUCCGGAACCGUUCGAGUAUGUGGAAGAUGAUGCGUAA